Molecule: messenger RNA, 5737 nt
Organism: Schistosoma intercalatum
Lineage: Eukaryota; Metazoa; Platyhelminthes; Trematoda; Strigeidida; Schistosomatidae
Source: the annotation of a GenBank genome assembly
GAUACUUAUACAUGAUAUUGUCCUUGAUUGACAAUCAUCUAAACUCAAGAACCCCGUGAACAUGUUGGUUGUGGAUAAUGCUGAUGGAAGACAUUUUGAUUCCACAUAUCAUUGUCUAUCUCUCCACCCAAUACAUGCAGAAGCGCUAGCAAUCCCAACUUUAUUGCGGUCAAAGAAAUCAUUCAUCAUGUUGAUUGUGUUAAUCCUUUCGUUUAUGUUAGUCGAUGAUGCUUCAGCACUGAGCAGGUCUAAUUUUUUUGAAUUCGAUUCAGCGUAUACAAAUACGUUAACUACUAGUGCAACUGAAAAUAUCGGCGAUGACAAUAAUGUGUCGAUUCAUUCAUCAGAGGAUUUUAGAUUACCACGCACAUUGUUUCCACAUCUCUACGAUUUGUCAAUUCAAGUCCAUUUGCAUGAUAACAAGUCACAAGCAUUUUUCUUCAAUGGAUCUGUGACAAUAAAAGUUUUCUGUAAUGUGUCGACAACCGAGUUCUUCGUACAUGCAGCCGAUAAUCUGAAUGUGAGCUUGGAUCAAAUCCAUGUAAGCUAUAGUUUUCAAACUGACGUUUAUUGGAAAAUAAUCCGUUCUUUGAAAUGAGUUUAAACUCAACUGGCAAACUCAUAUAAUGGAAGAGUCUACAACAAAAUUAAAAAUUCACCUACAUUUCUGUCAUCAUUUGUAUGAAAAGUAUCCUUCAUUUCAUUAACUUUUUUAAUUUGACUGUUUUUCAAUAAAAACUGGUUCCUAAUCGGAAUACCUCGCUGAAGUAAAUAAAUUGACAUUUUGAUAAGUUGUAAGUGGACAUUCAAAUGUCUUAAGCAAGUAAACUUGGAAGUCAAUAACAUCGUGUGAGUGAAGCAAUAAUUUAUUUGUCUCUGUCAACCGAAUUUUACAUGAUCGACCAAAUGUCUACCACGUAUGUGAUAAUAAUAUGACUGUUGAAAGUUAUUAUCCAUCAUUAACUGAAAUUCAGAACAUAGAUGAAGUUUAUUCAACAAAAUGUGUUUUCAGAAUCAUCGUUUAUAAUGCUUUAUUUGACAGUGAUUCAAACAGAAUUUUGACUAGACUGAAGUUCAAGUAGAAAUUCGCUUCUGAUUAAUUUUCAAUUAUAUUGUAGUGAACAAAAACACCAGUGGGGACAAUCGAAUGUUUUAGCUAGGAAAUCACAGAACCUGUUAUUAAAUUUGCAAAAUGACCAUCAAUUGUCCCAAAAUGACUCAGACCUCAUUGUUCUUGCAUUUUCAAACAAAUUGCCUUCUGUUUCCAUUAUUUACUGUUCGAUCCACCAGUCUCUCUGCUACCAGACAUUCUGUUCCUGAUUGUCAUCAUAUAUUGCUUAUGUCAACAUAAGUAGAACACACCACAAUAUGAUCCAAGUCAGAACACAAUUACAUCAUUGUAUUUCUCAAAUUAUUUGAAAACAACUUGCAAGUAAAUUUGUACGCAAGGAAACAAAAGUGGCAACUACUUAAACGUAAGAUGUCAACUAAAAGUUAUUUUACUAAAACAAAAAAUAUCAUAUACACGAAAAAAACUCAUUUUUAAACAAAUUAAGCGCCACUAACCUAAGAAAUUUGAAUUUAUUCAAGGGGUCAACCAAUUGAUUUUAUCAGAUAGCAUAAGAUUCUUUAAUGACUCACAUGAACUAGGUGCUCAAAUAUUGUGAAACCAUUCGUUCAAAUUUAGACGAAAGUUCUUAUUAAGCAUAAGAUUCUACAUUCAAGAUCCAAAACGGAUCCCUUGAAAAUGCCAAAAUCACCGCUUUUUUAAUAGUUCAACUGAGAAACACAUUAAAGACUAAAUCCACUUGGUAUUUUUUUAACUUGGAUGUUCCCAUUGAUGUUUACAACUUCAAUUGAUCAUUCUCUUAUAUGCACAUAUACAUAAUGUGCGUAUUGUAUGGAUAUUGCAUGAAUCCAUGAACAUUAUAAGCAAGGAUGGAUAGUGACUAGCAGUGGAAUUCCGGACGCACGUUUGUCUUAUUCGGGACUCGUCAGCUGGAUGCACCGUCCACCAGCAUUCCUCAUCCAACUGUGUCAUAAACAAUCCUUUCCAGUUCUUUCCACUUCCUAUUCAUCCAGUCAGUGCUUUCUUCUAAUACUUGAUUCAGUGUGUUAUUUGGUCUUCCUUUCUUCAGUUUCCAUUCACAAUUCCAAAUUAGUACUUGCCUCGUGAUGAAGUUUGGUGAUUUACACAAUAUAUUUUCUAUCCAAUCACGACGUCUUUUCUUAAUUUUCUGUCCACUUGGAAACUAGUUUGUUAUUCAUUUUAUCUGGACAAACAAUAUUAAGUACCUCUUGAAGAUAAUUGUUCAUAAAUGUUUGUGCUCUUUUGAUGAUGGCUGUGAUAGUUAUCCAAUUUUCAGUUCAGUGCAAUAAGACUGUUUGGAUGAUCUGUCCAGGUUGGUUCAAUGUGUUUCACUGGGUCCGAAUAUCACUCCUCAUUUCCGUAGCUAUUUAGUCAGUUCUCCCGGCCUCCCCUAUUGUCCAUACAUUCCAUGUAACUAUACUAAUAGUUGCUCUGGUUGCAGGAAGGUAAAUAGGCCUCGUGCCUUCUGAGGAAUCCCGGUUUUCACCAUGAGGCAUCCUAACUCUUCUAGUUAAAUAUCCCUAAACUUGGAGGCCAGAGUUUAAAUGGUUCAAAUGAUGAUUCUGUGUAGUCAUGUUUUACCAAGGUUGAUUUCUGUGGCACGUGGUGGCUAACGUUAUAACUCACACUCCUCAUUUAUCCGGAUUCGCAACGAGGAGGAAUCCUAAAAGAGCUACAGACAGAAAUAUUUAUUGCUGAACAUAAGAGAUUUUUGUUCGUAUUAUUCUUCUUCUUUCACAUUAGAGAAUCCGACUCUCUACAUAAACGGAAAUAAAAUACCAACUAUUCAAAAUGUGAAUUUUCUUUGUGAUCGAAUAUAAAUAUUGUGACUUUACAAUGAUUCCCGUCUCUGCUUUUUGAAAACAGAUGUCUCCUCUUCAUGAAAAAAAUCAAACAAGUUCUUAUAUUCAAAUAGACGAAGUUCAUUAUAUUGAAUAUGCUGAGUGUUAUCGAAUUAAACUCAAAACGCCUUUGCAACCAUAUACUUAUUACAACCUGACAUUUGGACAGUUUCGUUCUGAUAUGGACUAUGAUUCUGAUGGACUGUAUAUUAUCAAAUAUUUGGAAAAUGGGAUUUACAAAUAUUUGGCAAGUACUUACAUGGAGUCAAUUUAUGCAAGGAAUGUAUUUCCAUGUUGGGAUGAGCCGGAAUUUAAAGCAAAUUUCAAGGUCAAUAUUGUACGCGACAAAAAUUUCCGUUCGCUUUCAAACAUGAAUUUGGAAAGUACGGAAGUGUUGUACGAUGAUUGGCGUGUCGACAGGUAUGACACCAGUGUGAAAAUGUCCACAUAUCUGUUGGCAUUUGUAGUUUCGCAGUUUUCGAAUAUUCAGAGGACAGACAAUAGAGGACGAAACUUCACUGUUUGGGCAAGACCGGAUAAAAUUCGAUCAGCUGAAUAUGCACUUGAUAUUGGCAUAAAAUUAUUGGGAUACUUUGAAGACUAUUUUGGCAUUCCCUAUUCACUUCCUAAAAUGGAUAUGAUUGCGAUUCCUAACUCUUCAAUAACGGCAAUGGAAAACUGGGGUUUGAUCACUUAUGAUGAAAAUAAAAUGAUAUGGGACGCAGAAAACGGUUCAGUAAAUACCCUACUUGAAGUGACUUUUUCUGUCUCACAUAAAAUUGCUCAUCAGUGGUUAGGAAACUUGGUGACAAUGAAAUGGUGGGAUAACUUGUGGUUGAACGAAGGCUUCGCAACAUUUUUCGAAUACAUCGGAGUACAGUUACUACAUCCUGAGUGGAAAGUAGAUGAACUAUUCAUACUGAAUGAAUUGAUGCCUGCACUUGAUAUUGAUACUUCGAUGAAAUCAAGACCAGUCAUUUAUCCAGCUAAUACUACAAUACAAAUCAUAAGCAUGUUUGAUUCAAUCACCUAUGAUAAGGGCGCCUCUUUGGUUUGGAUGAUGGAGAAAUUCAUGGGCCGUAGUGCGUUUCAAAACGGUUUAAAAAGAUAUUUAAUUCAAAACCAAUAUAAGAACACAGAUGAAAAGGAUUUAUGGAAGGCAUUAUCUGAAGAAUGGAAUACUCAAGGAAAUCAUUUGGACAUUGGAUUUAUUAUGGAUUCAUGGACUAAACAAAGGAAUUAUCCACUAGUGAUUGUAAAGAGAAAUGGGUCGAAUGUGUUCAGUUUUGAGCAGAUACGUUACUUUCAACACCAUGGUAACAAUUCAUCUCAAACAAAUCAUGAAUACUCCUGGAGAAUACCGAUCACUUAUGGGUCGGCACAAACGAUGAACUGGACAAAUGUCGAUAUUGUGUGGAUGGUGAACAAAAAAUUGAAUCAAACAAUGAACAUAAGCUCAGACGACUGGUACUUGGUGAAUGUAAACCAAGGCGGAUUUUAUCGGGUUCACUACGCUGACAAUAACUGGAUCUUAUUAAUCAAUCAAUUGCAAAGGAAUUUCACGGCUAUUCCAGUCUUUUCACGCGCACAAAUAUUGAAUGAUUUAUUCAGUCUUGCAAAUCAUCAUAUCGUGCCAUAUACUCAUUUCUUGAACGCAACAAAAUAUUUAAACUACGAGGAUGAGUUUAUUGUAUGGAUAACAGCCAGUCGAUCGCUGCUUUACAUUAAUAACGUGCUUGCUCUGAAUGAGAAUUAUGACGAUUUCCAAGCAUACUUACGAACUCUUAUCGAUAACCGAAUCCGAUCAGCGAAUUGGUCAUUUGUUGGUAAAGGUCAAGAUCUUCCAAAGAUACUUUUUGACUAUACCGUGAUCAAACUCGCCUGUAUAGCUGAACAUCAUCUUUGUGUGAACAAAACUUCGGAUCUCUUCAGACGAUGGAUGUCGAAGCCCGAAACGAACCCCAUACGACCUGAUUUGAGAUUCAUUACUUAUUGUACAGCUAUUCGUCAUGGUGGUCAUGUAGAAUGGAAAUUUUUAGAAAGUCAGCUGACGUUGAACGAUUUUGUAAAUGAAGAAGAGACUGAAAACAAGAUGUUGGCAUUAACGUGUUCUCGUGAUAAAGAAAUUUUGAAAGAGUACUUAGAGCGGGUAAGAGAGAACGAGAACUUCUGGUUCACGCUUGAUUAUUUCGCGAAGUCUCCAGUUGGUAACCAACUAUUAUGGGACCACCUGAGUGAUGUACCUAAUUUUGAUAAACAUGAAGACUUCACGGAAUCCAUACUAAACGCACUCACUAAAUAUCCUUACUCAUUGUUUAGUGGAAGGAAUUAUGAAAAGAUCCUCCUAACAGAAGCUAAUAAUCAAAUAGACCCAGAACAUCGAGAAAAGCUCAAAUAUUUAUUUGAGAUAUCCAGUGGAAAACGAACAUGGACUGAAGUAUAUUCUGCCAUUAUUCAGUGGUUGAAAGAAAAUGUCCCAAUUGUUACCCAAUCAUUAUAGAUCAGUACCGUUGAUGAAGAUCAACCGAGUGUUCAAGCAUAAACGAUACGAGAUAAUUCUUUCGACUUCCUUCAUUGUUAGCAUUAGUAUCAUUUUAUUCUAUCAAGCCUUAGAACAUCUAUAUGUUACUCCAUAUUCACACCAGCACUUUGAAUGAUUGCUUGUAGUAACUCGUAGUAACGUUUACUGUAUAUUUGUAUUCAUUCAUACAACACUGACGUUAUAAUAAUUUUGUUGUGGAUUUUGAUUCAAAAUGUUCAAUAUACAGAAUGUCACAUAAAAAUAAAUAUUGUUCUCUAAAAGCAU